Messenger RNA from Tetrahymena thermophila SB210, 633 nucleotides. RefSeq lists its product as hypothetical. Lineage: Eukaryota; Ciliophora; Oligohymenophorea; Hymenostomatida; Tetrahymenidae. The record is from RefSeq and is a predicted model, not a curated record. The transcript has a single exon.
AUGAAAAUUGCUAAUUUUAGACUGAUAGAAAAAUGUUCGAGUUAAAGUUAUCCUAUUAUAUAAGUAAUAUCUAGCGAAAUAAAAAGGUGUAAGUUUGAAUAUUUACCUCAAAGUGAUACAGAUGAUUGCAUGGUGAUAUCUAUCAAUGAAUAAAACUAUAAUGAAUAUAUGUUGAAUUAUAGCUAAAUGCUAAGUAUAUCGGAGACUUCUCAACAAUACCAAGAAAUUCAAGAAAUAACUCAAUUUGUAAAACUCAAUAAAGACAACUUCUAUAAGAAUUUACUUUAUGCAUUUAAUCGACACAUUAAACUACUCAAAGAGCCUUAGUUAAUCAACUUAUAUGAAUCUAUGACAAUAGAUAAAUGGGAUUUUGAUCACAUAUAAUACAGAGUUAACAAAAAUUUAGAUAAUUGUGAUCGGCUAGGACUCAAAGUAAGGAAUCUUGUGAAAAAUAAAAAUUUAAAAAGAAUAUUCAUCCAUUUUCUAAAGAAUGCAAAUUCAAUGUGGCUUGAUAGCAGCAAAAUAAAGAACAUAAAUUAAUAUUAAGAAUUUAUCAAUUUAUUUUUAAAAGCGUAUAAUUAUAGAAUUCUAUCUUAUGGAAUAUCUUAUUACAAAAAACAUAAAAAAAAAUGA